This is a messenger RNA of Alternaria triticimaculans, 438 nucleotides long. RefSeq lists its product as uncharacterized. NCBI's taxonomy places the organism in Eukaryota, Fungi, Ascomycota, Dothideomycetes, Pleosporales, Pleosporaceae. The coding region runs from base 1 to 438 and encodes 145 amino acids. The record is from RefSeq and is a predicted model, not a curated record. The transcript has 2 exons.
AUGUUCAAGUCCCUGCACACCUCCCCUACCACGCUCGACCUCCAGUCCUUCGCAACCUACAUCACCCUCACCACCGCCUUCAACGAGACCCACAAUCCAUGCAGCACCACACCCACUGAGUACAUGCCCUUUGACACCCGACGGUCCAAACCAACCCAACCCAAACGCCACACGCGCACAUACUGCCCAAGGAUCACUCAUAAACGCCGCACCAUCUUCGACCAGGGCCACGACCCCAGAACAACUCACUUCACCGGCAGGCCUCUCACUGCAACCGAGAGACUACACGUAGCCCGCCAGCGCCUCCGCAAGUUCGAGAAGACGCAAUCCCGCAAAGCACAGCGGAAGACUUGGGUCCGUAACGGAAGAAUCAAUACGCCAAGCAAGCUCGAUAGGAUACACCUCAAGCUGAAGAGGAUCUUCACCGGGAACUUCUGA